Salvelinus fontinalis (brook trout) is the source of this 3779-nucleotide messenger RNA. RefSeq names its product zinc finger DHHC-type containing 24 (gene zdhhc24). Lineage: Eukaryota; Metazoa; Chordata; Actinopteri; Salmoniformes; Salmonidae. The record is from RefSeq and is a predicted model, not a curated record. The transcript is spliced from 3 exons. Gene Ontology annotation, molecular function: protein-cysteine S-palmitoyltransferase activity. Gene Ontology annotation, cellular component: Golgi apparatus; endoplasmic reticulum. Gene Ontology annotation, biological process: peptidyl-L-cysteine S-palmitoylation; protein targeting to membrane. Bases 281 to 1174 code for a protein of 297 amino acids.
UUUUUCAUGUAACACAGGAUACACUGACAGCUCCAUUUCAUUUGUUUAAUGAAGACGCAUUUGGUGAAAAUACCAUCAGCGCUUAUCCACACACCGAUUAAUGUUAAUGACAACAAACAAAUUGUAGUUUAGUUUAUUUUACUCACUAAAUCGCUAACGUCAGCAUCAGAUCACACACACACAACCCUUUUCAUUCGCCUGUCAGAUAUCGUGUUAGUUAAAAUCAAAACAGAGUGGAGACAACAAGGAAGCAUAGAGAACACAAGACCGACAAGGCACCAUGACGUGGUUUAGCUUCGCAGGUCGGGUGUGGGAUCGCGUGGAGAAGACGUGUCUCCACCUGCCCAUCUUUCUGAACACCGUUCUCGUGUUCUCCAUCACGGCGGAGGUGAGCUACUUGGUCCUGGUCGAGGCGCCGCUCCAACCGGACCAGAAGAAGACCCAGUGGUCUACCGUGUGGAAGACUCUGCACCUCUUCGUGCAGUACUUCAUGUUUGGCAACAUCACAUGGAACGCCUCGCUGUUUCUGAAAACCAGCCCCAGCAUUCAAGGAGUGUUCUUGGGCUCAGAAGGCAUGGCACAAGGCUGGAGGUACUGCUACACAUGUGAGACCCACACUCCCCCGCGGUGCUCCCACUGCUAUGACUGUAAGGUGUGUGUUCUGAGAAGGGACCACCACUGUGUGUUCUUCGGCCAGUGUGUGGGCUUCCGUAACUACCGCUACUUCCUCAGCUGUCUGCUGUUCAUGUGGACGGGGCUGCUGUACGCUGUAGUGAUGAACGCUGAGGUCUUCAUCAUCAUCCUGAAGGAAGGAGUCACGCUGCACAGCAUCCUGCUACUUCUCAUGCCCUGGAUCAUGCUCGUCUCUGGUCAGGUGACAGCACGGGCCUUUGCCUUUGCCUUCAUCGCAGACACCUGUGUGUUGGGCUUCCUGCUGGUGGCAGCCUUCCUCUUCUUCCACCUCUUCCUCCUCCUGCGAGGCCAGACCACCAGAGAGUGGUACUCCAUCCGCAGGCCCUACAACCUGGGAUUACUGGGCAAUUUGCGGCACGGCCUGGGUACCCGCUGGUACAUCUGCUGGCUCUGCCCACUCAUCCCCUCCCCACUGCCUGGGGACGGCAUCCACUUCCAGGUCACAGAGUCACUGGAGCUGGAUCCCAACCGCUCACGGUAACCCUGGUAAUGUGACGGACACAGGUGUGUGAUGAUGACAGUGACACCUUGCAGUGCAGGCGGGGGGUGUGGCCUUCGUGGAGAAGUUGACUGUAAAUCUGAAAGCCUCUUCACCCACUGCUUUCGCCCCUCUGUUUGCUGAGUCAGUGAGUCAGUGGGUGGCUGCAUUAUCAAGGUUGCUCUGUGGUACUUUGACCCAUUGUCUAUGUGCCAACAUUAUUUGAUCCAUUACCUAAGUCAAUCAGCUAAAUGAGAAAGCAUGUGUUUAUUGGUUUGCUUGCCUCGGCAGUUAAAACAAUGAAAUGAGCAUUGAAAUGUGAGUCCACGGGCCUCCCAGGUGGCGCAGUGGUCUAGAGCACUGCAUCGCAGUGCUAGCUGCGCCACCAGAGUCUCUGGGUUCGCGCCCAGGCUCUGUCGCAGCCGGCCGCGACCGGGAGGUCCGUGGGGCGAGCACAAUUGGCUUAGCGUCGUCCGGGUUAGGGAGGGUUUGGCCGGUAGGGAUAUCCUUGUCUCAUCGCGCUCCAGUGACUCCUGUGGCGGGCCGGGCGCAGUGCGCGCUAACCGAGGGGGGCGGGUGCACGGUGUUUCCUCCGACACAUUGGUGCGGCUGGCUUCCGGGUUGGAGGCGCGCUGUGUCAAGAAGCAGUGCGGCUUGGUUGGGUUGUGCUUCGGAGGACGCAUGGCUUUCGACCUUCGUCUCUCCCGAGCCCGUACGGGAGUUGUAGCGAUGAGACAAGAUAGUAAUUACUAGCGAUUGGAUACCACGAAAAUUGGGGAGAAAAGGGGGAGAAAAUUUUAAAAAAUUGAAAAUUUGAGUCCACUGAAAUUAUGAAUGUUUUGAUUGUACUGUAUUGAUUUCUUGCUGAGGUUUGCUGUGAAGGUAGGAUUGUUGAUUUGGAAGGAGAUCCCCCACACUUACUAGUGCUGGAACAGGUCUUUAUAAUGAUGUUGAUGUCCACUCUUUUCAUUGUUAUUUGUCCUGAUUGAGUGUGCCUUUGAUUUAGUUACCUACAAAACCUGCCUUGCCAAACCACACAUGUACACUUGGUAGACAGUUUAUUAAGUACACCAUCCCGUUCACGAAAGUGGAUCGCUCCUACAGACAAUGAGUCACGUGGCCGUGGCUUGCUAUAUAAAGCAGGCAGGCAGGCAUCGAGGCAUUCAGUUACUGUUCUAUUUGGGCUAAACGAGUGACCUAAGCGACUUUCAGUGUGUUAUGAUCGUCGGUGCCAGCAUCUCAGAAACGUCUUCCCUCCUGGGAUUUUCAUGUACGACAGUGUCUAGGGUUUCUCGAGAAUGGUGUGACAAACAAGGAGUUUCUAGUAAGCAGCAAUCCUGUGGAUGAAAACAGCUCGGUGAUGAAGGAGAAUGGCAAGAAUCGUGGAAGCUAACAGGCAGGCCACAAACAAACCAAUAACAGCGCAGUACAUCAGUGGAGCGCAGAACGGCAACCCGGGAGGCACAACCCGGAGAUCCCUGUCAUGGAUUGGGCUAUGACAGCAGACGACCACCCCGUGUUCCACUGCUAUCAGCUAAAAACAACAAGAAGCGGCUCCAGUGGGCAUUCGAUUACCAACACUGGACAAUUUAGGAGUGGAAAAACAUCACCUGGAACAUGACAGCGAUUUCAGUUUACUUGAGUGGCCUGCACAGUCCCCAGACCUCAACCCAAUAGAGUAUCUUUGGGAUAAGAUGGAAUGGGAAAAAGGGAGUCCGACGCAGUACUUUACGUUUUCAUUUCACCUUUAUUUACUAGAUGGGUGUACCUAAUAAACUGUCCAUUGAGUAUGUUUUCACGUUAUGUUGAGUUUAAUUGAAGGCCUAUUGAUUGUGUUUUUACCUCGGAUGCACAGAGACAUAAAGAGAUUUAUUGUUAAUUGCAGCAUGGUAUGUUUUUCAAGUUUGAGAUAGGGAUGUUUAAAGGUCCAAUGCAGCCAUUUUUAGCUCAAUAUCAAUAUAAUUGUGGGUAACAAUUAAGUACCUUACUGUGAUUGUUUUCAAUUAACACGGUCAAAAAUAAACAAAAAUAGUUACUUUGCCAAGAGUAAUUUCUCAAGCAAUAAUUUUGCUCAGACUGUCUAGGAGUGGUCUGAGUGAAGAGGGGAAAACAGAAAAUGUGCUGUUAUUGGCAGAGAGGUUUGGAACUCUCUUCAUUAUUUGGUCUAUUAACUGAUUUACCACCUGGUGUUGUCACCAGGCAGGCCUAAACUCCAUCCAGCCAAUACAUGCUGAAAUUUCAGGCUGUCUUUUCAAACAGCUCUUAACCACAAAGGGUGUUAUCAGCAUUCUCACAGUAUUAUACCAACCUCAUAGUGUGGAAAUACAGUGCCUUGCAAAGUAUUCAGAACCCUUGGAUUUAUUCACAUUUUAUUGUGCUUCAAGUAGGAUUCAAUUGUCUUUUUUUGUCAACAAUAUACACAAAAUAUUUUGUAAUAUCAAAGUGAAAAAUUAUAUAUUUUUGUAAGAUUAAUACAACAUGAAAUAACUAUAGCCAGUUGUUGCAUAAGUAUUCAGCACCUUUGUUUAGGCAAGCCUAAAUUAGUUCAGGAGCAAAAUGUGGCUUAACAAAUCACAUCAAAAGUUAAAUAAACUCUGUAUGAAAUAAA